UCAUGACGUCACAUCCUCGCCAUUUUCCUGCUGCUGUUGUUGUUAGCCUAUUAGCUAAAAUAUCAGCAUUUGCACAGAGAAAAGGCGGGUCUGCGAUACAUGUACCCCGCAUAGCUCAGCUUCUGCAGUGAGUUCAUCGUGACUGUCGUUCCUGCAGUCAUGGACGAGGAUUUCUACAGCGGCCCAGGCGACUGGGAGAGCUCAGACGUGAACGUGGAGGACGGUCACAUGGAAGGAGAGACCGAUGGUGCAAUCCAGGAGGCUUGUCUGCAGAAGUUUUCCAGCAGGGAUUACAUCAUGGAGCCUGCUAUCUUCAGCACCCUCAAAAUGUACUUUCAGGCCGGUGGCUCUCCAGAACAUGUGAUCCAGCUUCUGUCAGAAAACUACUCUGCUGUGGCUCAGACUGUGAAUCUGCUCGCUGAGUGGUUAAUCCAGAUGGGUGUAGAACCCGCUCAGGUCCAAGAGCGUGUGGAAAAUCACCUGAAGAGUCUCCUCAUAAAGCAUUUCGACCCCCAGAAAGCAGAUUCUAUUUUUACUGUUGAGGGAGAGACUCCAGCUUGGCUCGAACAGAUGAUCGCACACACAACCUGGAGGGAUCUUUUCUAUAAACUAGCUGAGGCUCAUCCUGACUGUUUGAUGCUCAACUUCACAGUAAAGCUUAUUUCUGAUGCUGGUUACCAAGGAGAGAUCACCAGUGUGUCCACAGCCUGCCAGCAGCUGGAGGUUUUCUCACGGGUGCUGAGGACAUCUUUGGCCACUCUGCUCGAUGGAGGAGAGGAAAACCUGGAGAAGACCCUGCCAGAAUUUGCUAAAAUGGUGUGUCAUGGCGAGCACACUUACCUCUUUGCCCAGGCGAUGAUGUCCAUCCUCGCUCAGGAGGAACAAGGCGGUUCGGCUGUUCGCAGGAUCGGCCAAGAGGUGCAAAGGGCUGCACACGAGAGAGGCCACGAUGCCAGCCAGAUCACCCUGGCACUUGGAACCGCAGCCGCCUACCCUCGAGCCUGCCAAGCUUUAGGUGCCAUGCUGUCCAAAGGAGCCCUGAAUCCUGCUGACAUCACAGUUCUUUUUAAGAUGUUCAGCAGCAUGGACCCUCCUCCUGUUGAACUGAUCCGAGUGCCGGCGUUUUUAGACCUUUUCAUGCAAUCGCUUUUUAAACCCGGAUCAAAAAUCAACCAGGACCACAAACACAAGUACAUCCACAUCUUGGCUUAUGCUGCCAGUGUGGUGGAGACGUGGAAGAAGAACAAACGGGUCAACAUCAACAAAGAUGAGCUAAAGUCCACGUCCAAAGCCAUAGAGACCGUUCACAACCUGUGCUGCAACGAGAACAAAGGAGCCACAGAGCUGGUGGCUGAGCUGGGCACUUUGUACCAGUGCAUCCGGUUUCCCGUGGUUGCCAUGGGAGUUCUGAAGUGGGUGGACUGGACGGUGUCGGAGCCACGCUACUUUCAGCUGCAGACGGACCACACGCCGGUUCAUUUGGCCUUACUGGAUGAGAUUUGCACGUGUCACCAGCUGCUGCACCCGCAAGUCCUCCAGCUCCUCAUCAAGCUCUUUGAGACGGAGCACUCUCAGCUGGACGUCAUGGAGCAGAUGGAGCUGAAGAAAACUCUUCUGGAUAGGAUGGUUCACCUGUUGAGCCGAGGCUACGUCCUGCCUGUGGUGGGAUACAUCAGGAAGUGUCUGGAGAAGCUCAACACCGACAUCUCCCUCAUUCGAUACUUUGUCACUGAGGUACUGGAUGUGAUCGCGCCUCCCUACACCUCAGACUUCGUUCAGCUCUUCUUGCCCAUCCUGGAGAACGAAAGCAUCGCAGGAACAAUCCGGACCGAAGGAGAGCAUGACCCUGUAGCCGAGUUCAUAGCUCACUGCAAGUCAAACUUCAUCAUGAUCAACUGAGCUGGAAAAAAACAGACCUAAAUUUUCUUUUUUCCACAUGUAUAUUUGAUUUAAAUAUAUUUUUUGUACUGUUAUGUUGAACAUUUGUGUUGGAUUCAUUUCCUUGAAAAAGAUUCUUGUAUGUUCCUCCUCCUUUUAGGAUAAAAAGUUUUAAUAAAAACAUUAUUUAAAGUUA
Messenger RNA from Oryzias latipes (Japanese medaka), 2074 nucleotides. It is a transcript of the gene nelfcd, whose product is annotated as negative elongation factor complex member C/D. Lineage: Eukaryota; Metazoa; Chordata; Actinopteri; Beloniformes; Adrianichthyidae. The record is from RefSeq and is a predicted model, not a curated record. Gene Ontology annotation, molecular function: RNA binding. Gene Ontology annotation, cellular component: NELF complex; nucleus. Gene Ontology annotation, biological process: negative regulation of transcription elongation by RNA polymerase II.